This is a messenger RNA of Salvia miltiorrhiza (redroot sage), 2228 nucleotides long. Its product is annotated as preprotein translocase subunit SCY2, chloroplastic. Gene Ontology annotation, biological process: SRP-dependent cotranslational protein targeting to membrane, translocation; thylakoid membrane organization; chloroplast organization. The transcript is spliced from 13 exons. The record is from RefSeq and is a predicted model, not a curated record. Gene Ontology annotation, molecular function: transmembrane protein transporter activity; signal sequence receptor activity. Gene Ontology annotation, cellular component: membrane; plastid envelope. Lineage: Eukaryota; Viridiplantae; Streptophyta; Magnoliopsida; Lamiales; Lamiaceae. The coding region runs from base 199 to 1908 and encodes 569 amino acids.
AAUCUACGUAAUUUUAAUUUUUGUAGCCGUGGUAACGAAAACCGAAGAUGAGAAAAAUGAAAUAGAAGAUGAGAAAAAGGAAAAACGAAAACCCUAGCGAGCAAGUUAUUUUUCGAGAGUAGCUACUCCAAAAGCAUCAGAUUACUCGAGCAGAUAAGUAGCCAAUUUCUUUUAUUUCUUCCAAAGUUUGCCAGCUCCAUGGAAGCCACACUUCUCAGACCUCAACCUCAUUUCUACCUUCGAGGUGGGAAUUCUUCGUGCAAUUCCCAAUUUCACAAUACAAGAUUAUUCAGAAACCGUAUAUGUGCUAAACCAGUAUCUUUACAAUUAAGCAGAAAGCGGUUUUGUUCAUCAAGAGAGCAUGUAUUCUUGAAAGUAAACAAAGGGUUUUCGUUAUUGAGCUGUUUUGCGGAUAAUUCUGCAGCUGUUCGGGAUGCUUCCACAGAAUCAAUAAAUUAUGAAAAGUUUAUUGAUACAUCAGGGAGCGGCCAAAGGGCUUUCAAUCUGAAUGGUUUCGAAAAUUCAGCAGCUUUGGAGCUGAAGCCCGAGCCGUUCAGGAAUCGAUUUUUGAAUUUUGUACGGAUUGGAACAAUACUCAACAAUGCUUUGGAAUCCUUUUUCAAGAGUGAAAUACGGACAAGGCUGUUUGUGACUGCUGUCUUGUUAUUUGUGAGUCGUCUCGGCUACUUUAUUCCCUUACCAGGAUUUGACAGGAGGUUAAUGCCUGAAAAUUAUCUCAACUUUCUCUCCGGUUCUACUGAGGAGCUUGGUAAUCUCACACCGGAACUUGAGCUUUCUCUUUUUCAGCUCGGGCUUAGUCCUCAAAUAGCAGCAUCUAUCGUUAUGCAGAUCGCAUGUGUCCUUUUCCCUCCCUUAGUGAAGCUUCGGAAAGAAGGCUUAGAUGCUAAUGAGAAGAUCAAGAGAUAUAUAUGGUGGAUCUCGCUUGGCUUUGCAAUCACCCAGGCUCUUAUUCUCUCUUGUUAUUCACUUCCCUAUUCUAUAUAUGCAGCUAGCCACAGGGUAAAGCAUGUGAUUAUCACAACUUUGUUUCUGGUGUGUGGUGCAAUGACCAUGGGUUGGAUUUCUGACAAGAUAUCAGAGUCCGGAUUCGGUCAAGGAUCAUCUUUAAUCAUCUGUGUCAACAUCCUGACUGGCUAUACUGAUACAUUGUACAAGAUGUUAGCUCAGCUCUCAGGAAGUUCUGUGAGCUGGUGGCCAUAUGUCCUUGCAGUAGUAGGUGUUUUCACCAUAGUUACUAUGUGGGCAGUUGUUGUAACUGAGAGUUUCCGGAAGAUCAAGUUGCAAUAUUAUGGUUUCAAACUUGCUUCUGCCGCCAGAGAAUCUUCUCCUAUAACCGAGGUUGAGCCUUACCUUCCGUUCAACAUAAAUCCUGCUGGGAUGCAACCUGUACUCACUACUUCAUAUUUUUUGGCGUUUCCCAGCUUGGUUGCAAGUAUUUUUGGCUCACGCUUAUGGGAACACUUGAAAGAUAUCCUGAAUCCUGACACAUCCCGCGGCGCUGAUCCUUGGGUUUAUUAUUUGAUAUAUGCAUUCUGCGUCUUCAUCUUUAACAUAAUUGACAUAUCCAAUGUGCCAAAGGAGAUUGCUGAUUACUUGAAUAAGAUGGGUGCUAGAGUUCCAAAUAUAAAACCGGGAAAAGCCACGGUUGACUUCCUGACGAAGAUCCAAGCUUCGACACGUUUUUGGGGUGGUGUAUUGCUAAGUCUUUUGGCCACUACAUCAGUCCUCCUGGAUCACUAUUUACGCAGUAUCAAUGAAGGGUUUCCCAUUGGGUUCACUUCAAUCCUCAUCAUUGUGGGUUCGAUCAUUGAACUGCGACGAUCCUACCAAGCAUACAAUGUUAUGCCGAGUCUUGCUAAGGCGUUGCAGCGCUACGGAUCACGUUAAGGAGAAUGAUGAAAAUUCUUGAGCAGGUAAUGGAUGGUGAGGUGCCUGUUGUCGCAACUGGAUUAGAGUCAUCGACCGUUGAAACUGCGUAUUCUCGUUCGAGGGAACGAACACCGGCAUCUCCGGAGAAUGGCAGGUCAGUUUUUGAACUGUUUUGGGAGCUGUUGAUACAUAUGUAUUGUAUUGAUUCUUGAAUAUGUAGAUGUACAACUACUGAGGAGACAAAAAAAUUGUUAGGGUUAUAGAAAUAUGUGAUGCUAAAUACUUGUGAAGUUGUGAUUGUACAUUCAUUUAUAUACACAGUAGUUGUAAGAGUUCAA